GAUUGCAGCAACAGCAGCAAUGUGGGAUGGAGAUCUCCGCUGCGUGUAUGAGUGCCUUUUCCUGGUGAGUGCAGGGACAAGAGCGGUUGAGUGUCAGUGAUGCUUGAAUAAGGUGUUGUUAGGGAGAAUGGAGGGGGGGAUUGGAGUAAAAAGGCAAGAGGAAAAGCGGGAAUACAUCACUGUGGUUUGGAGACAACGUCUGUCUGCUUUUUCCCCUCUCGAUAACCUGAUUCUUUGCUGGAUGUGCGACAACUACUCCAGCUGUCACUGCACUGGCUGCCUCUCUCUCAAUACUCCCCUACCCUGUGAGAACUGCUCAAGUGGCUGGACGGCAUCCUGGCACAUGGUGAAUACAUGGAUGACCAACGGAUCUACAGGGUAUCUGAGCUUUCUUAUCAAUUUCACCUCUGAUUUGUUUUCCAAGGAAAUAUGGUGAGCAAAGAGGACAACACAUGUUUUAUUCUGUCAAAUUCAGAUGAAUCAGAUUCAGAAGAGAGACCUUCACAAACAUCGCACUCUGGACCAGAAUCACACAGGCAAGAGGUGAAGAAGAGAAACAAAGCCUUACAAGUGCAUUUCAAGGAUAUCUGUGAAGCUCAAAAAGAGCAGCAAGGAAGACAUUCAAGAUCAAUUUCUUGCAAGGUAACACAUAGAAAAUACAUGACUAUGCCUGCCAGGCGCUCUAUUCCAAAUGUAACCAGGAGCACUGGUGUCCAGACCUCGCCAGACCUCACUAAGAGAUACAAAACAUUUCCUUUUGAGAGGAAAAAAGGACACACAUUUAAACACACAGCUUUGGUGGAAGAUUACAGACGGCAAAACAAUGGCUUUUUGAGUGAUAUAAAGACAGGAAGAGACGAUGGCGAACCAGUUGGCGAGUCUUCCAAAUGUAAGGGUAAGAUUGUUGGACAGACAACAGCCCUACUUCAUCACAUGGACGACAGCAGCGGUACAGAGGAUUUGCUGUCAAGUGCCAACUGUAUGGAUGGAUCUUUGUAUCCUGAUGCCUCACAUUUUACAGAAGAGGGACAUUCAAGCGAACAGUCUUCUAAAAAUGAACCAGAAUACCAAGUGUGUGGGAAAUGGACUAAACACAAAGGAUUAUCCAAAGAAGACACAGGUCCUGGUUCAUCCUCAAAGCGACAGCUGGGGGACUCUGAGUUCUCAGAAGACAAGCCAAAGGGCACUGGCCCAGUGGCGUGGAACUCUUUGACACAAGCAGAGUUCCUAGGGAGCCCAUCUAUGAGCUGCAAACGGAAAAAGGGUACACAGCUAAAUGAGCAGCAGUCUCAGACUUUUCCUCAUAGUGUUAAAUGCUCUGUGAAGUCGCAAGGGCAGUGUCGGACAAGGCAUGGGUCAGCCUCCUCUAAACUGCAAAGAACUGCAGAAGGGGUUGAGAGCUUUCCACCAGGAGGCACACAAGCUCCAGGCUUGGGGAGCAGCCAGCAGAUAAUACCCUUAUCUGGAGACAAGGAUAUGAAAGCACAGUUGCAGGCCAUGGAGAAUCUCAUCAGCUCAAGCCAGGAGACCAUCAAGGUACUUCUUGGAGUUAUUCAGGAGCUGGAGAAAGGGGAAGCACAGAGGGAAGGACUCUCGUACAGAACAGGACAAGACACAGCCAACUGUGAUACGUGUCGAAACAGCGCCUGCAUCAUUUACAGUGUUGAGCUGGACUUUAAACUGCAGGAGGAUAAGCUGCAGCCCUUGAUGAAGAGACUUUGCCCCAUGGACAGCCGACAGUGCCCUGCUCUGCCUUAUUCCAAUGAAGUGUUCACUUCCACCCCCAAACGCAAGUCCAAGUCAGAGUCCAAGAAGCACGCUCGCUGGAAACUUUGGUUCCUUUGAAUAGAACAUGAAGCCUUUUGGAAAAAAAGCAAUCUCAUUGGGAACAUCUACAAUCCCAGUUACUCUUGGAGCGGUUAAAGGAAUAUGCAGAUGGGGGACCAACAACCAGACACCAGUUGAUAUGAGGCUUUGAACUGAGACUGCCAGGUCAUCUGGGGGACAGCAGAGACAUAAAAUAUUUAAAAUUCAGUCUUAUCUUUUCUGGCACAUUUGCUGGACAGGAUCGGCACCUUCAAACUCUAGAGCACAUUGUUUGGCAUCAAGUGGUGGAGCCAUGCAGAGGGUCAUGUCUGAAGAAAGCUGUAAUCUUUGAAUGGACAUCAGCCCCACUUCCAGUAAAGCACAAAUAUUUGAAAAAGGAGAGAUAUUUGAAAAGACUGCGUCAGUACAGUAUUCACCAGUAUGUCAGCACUGUUAUUGUAACCCUGUACUAUCCUGUCCCUUUCUGCCAUAUUUGUUGACAUGCUGCUCACUUUUUCUCCCUGACUGAACGUCUGCUCAACAAGGUUGAUACACAGUCACCUUCAUCUCGUUUUUGUCUCCAAUGCCUCUACAGUAGCUUAACGUGCCGGCAACGUGCCAACCAGCCUCACCCAUCCAGUUGUCAUUACUGAUCCACAAUGUUCUGGAUCUACAUAAAAAAAAAAAAAACGUGUAAAACAAAGUACUGUGAACUUGGAAAUCUCUUGAAUAAGCAGGUAUAAUAUUUUAAAGUAGAAAACAAGUAUUCUCAGUUUGAUCUUAUUUUUUAUCAAGAUGGACGAUGUUUUACUAUUUAUGCAGUAUUUUAUAUUAAAAAAGUAUAAAUAAUGGUAUUAUUUAUGUUAAUUUUGUAAUUUAAAAGUAAAAAUUGUUUGCCAUUUCUCUCUGAGUCCACUAGGAGUUUGCCUUGCUUCUGUCACUUGAAAUGUUGCAGUAAAGAUCUGAUGUAAAGUAGCAAAACUAGCCCCAUUAAACAACUCUGCUUAUUUGGGAAGUACCCAAAACUACUUUGCACUGAACUUGCAGCAAAAGCAGAAGGGCUAUAUAUACAGAGCUAAAGAAAUAUAAUAGUGAUCCAUGAGAAAAAAAAAUCUUUGCAGCCACUAGCUUUGGUCACAUACAUGAAAAAAUGAAAUAUUAUGUAGCAAUGAUGCAGAGCUUGUUACAAAGGAGGUAUUUGCUGAUGUGUUAUACUAAUUUUGCGACUGUAGCUCUUGCGUGUGUAUUUUUAGAUGUACAUGAAAUGUCCGAAGGGCACACUUGCCUACGAUGACCUCUCACACUGUCCACAUUUAUUAGCACCCCAGAUAAAAAUGUGCAAAAAGCCUUAAAAAUGCCAGUUUUACGGUAGCAUAAUCUCCCCCUAAAAAAGUUAUGCCCAUUUUCUAAAAAGUUUGCUUUGAAAUUUUCUUUUUACCUCCCUUACUUGCAAAUGAACCUCUCACUGCUGAAGAGACAAAACAUCCUAGAGUCUUAAUUUUAGCUUGUUUGUCGCACAUCCUGUUGGUUUAAACUUUAAUAUUUUCACACUGAAUGCACAAAUUGGCAAGUCUAGGUGAGAGGUUAUAAUUUUAUAAACUAGUUUGUGAUCAUUGAAGAGCAACACAUUUUUGAGUAGUUUAUUUUAUAUACAUUCCAUGUUUUCUUGUAUAUUUAAGAGUGGUUAAGAGAGAAUAUCUUUGCAUUAGAUUUAUGUUAGAGGACAACCAGAUCUCAAUUCUUUAAUAAUUUAAAAAAAAAUCAAAGUAUAAAUUAAUUAAAAAAUAUUCCAGUUGCAUUUAUUUUAUAGGAUUUCUUUUUUUUUUUAACUGCUUCUGACACUUUUGAUUUUGUUAGAGAGAAGCAAUUCCUCCUUUUGUGAAACUCUUGAUUUUUCCAAAACUUACAACACUAGAUUAUGCUGCUGAAAUUAAAUAAUUGAAAGAUUUUUGACAUAUUGUCUGGAGGUAAAAAUAAAUGUGCAGGACCCUGCAAUUAAGAAUGGGCACUUUGAUGCAGGCAGCCACCAACAUAGCUUCUAGUCGUGUAGUUCCCACAUGUCAAACUAGCAUAAUUUGAUGUAUUUUGAAAGGCAUUUUGAACCUUUCAAAAUGCCUUUCACUAAAAUGAUUACCUCUGAUACAGCUUUGCUUUAGCCUUUUGAAAUGGUGGGCUUUUUUCAAAGACAGGUUCUUCCUAAACUCCUCCCUGAACGAUCUGGAAAUGCAGCAAUGUAGUAAAGAAUUGCAAAACUUGUGGCAUGUGGGUUGCUACCUGCAACAGAGAGCUCAUUCAUCGACCAGGAUCAUAGUAAAUACCUGUACAAUGAGAGUACAAUAUAAUGGAUAUAAUGGAUUUUUCUACUUUUUCUAAAAAACAAUUAAAGCAUUUCAUCAGGAAAUUGUUGCAGUGUGCUGCUAUCACUACUGAAUGCAAGUCGUUUACCCAAAUCAGUGCUGUGAGUCCUUCUUCAGCUCAUAGUUCCAGGUAGCAAUGUCUGGCUUAUCAAUGACAAAUUCCAAGUAUGUACUGGCUUCCCAGACAAAAUACAGGUUCCCUGUCAGUAUACACCAAGACACAAUAUAUUUUAAUGGCUUAACAGCCUAGUGAACCAAAAAGGGCACUUUUUGCUCCUCUGGUCAAUUGCUCAAUUCACUAAGAUCUGAAAAGCAAGGCUACUUUAAGACAGCUAUGAGAAAGUAGACAGAUUUUUUUAAACAGUGAUAAAACAAAGGCACCCUAACCCCCUAACAGUGCUGUAAAAAGCACCAAUAUUUUUUUCAGUAACACACAAAUGCUAAUUCAUGCAGCUCCAAAACUAAACAUGAUGGGUGAUCUAAUAAUGUGACAAUAUGACUGAACGAGCCCCAUGAAAAGCUUUUAGAUCAAAUGACCCUGAAAGUGUUUCAUUGCAGAGAAUGUCCCCUCAUUCUGUUAGCACCGACACAGCAACAUACCAGGGCAACAUUCAUGUUGCUCACUUGUUCUCUGGAUAGGUAAUUAUACACCACCUUUUUGCAUGAGCUAAAAUUAGUAGCAAUCUGACUUCAAAAGCAUAACAUAAAAGAAGAUCUUCCUCUAACAUUGCGUUAUAACAAAUUAGCUUUCCUUCUGCUAAUGAUUUUCCAAAUUCCUGAGUCUAAACUGUGUUUUCACAAAAGUGUUACCUUACCAACAGAAUACCUGUAUUACCUUCAACUCACCAACAAAGUGAGUGGGGUGACACAGGAAAUCGUUGCUCUCGCACAUGGGACUCAGCAGCACAAGGACAAAAGUCACGUGACUUGCCAUGACCACCUGUCUUAAAUGGGCAGCUUCUGUUUGUUUACAUGACAGCAUUUGCUCCAAGUGUCCCGUGCAGCCAUAAAAAGGUGCAUCAUGGCACUGACACCAAAGGAUACGCUGUGCAUAUUUUACACCACAAACUUUGAUGAAAUGGCGCUACUUGACCUCUAAUGUUGAUAGAUUGUAAAGACUGUGGUUGGCUUUUGCGGUGCAUAAUUAAAAUGCUGCAUAUUUCAUAAUGCCUUGCAAAAGUCUUCAUUGUCCCGCAACUGU
This is a messenger RNA of Fundulus heteroclitus (mummichog), 5364 nucleotides long. RefSeq names its product inhibitory synaptic factor 2Ab (gene insyn2ab). Gene Ontology annotation, cellular component: postsynaptic density. Gene Ontology annotation, biological process: inhibitory postsynaptic potential. The coding region runs from base 430 to 1845 and encodes 471 amino acids. The record is from RefSeq and is a predicted model, not a curated record. Lineage: Eukaryota; Metazoa; Chordata; Actinopteri; Cyprinodontiformes; Fundulidae. The transcript has 5 exons.